Molecule: messenger RNA, 2280 nt
Organism: Salvia hispanica
Lineage: Eukaryota; Viridiplantae; Streptophyta; Magnoliopsida; Lamiales; Lamiaceae
Product: calcium-dependent protein kinase 20-like
Biological process (GO): protein phosphorylation
Molecular function (GO): protein kinase activity; calcium ion binding; ATP binding
Source: RefSeq, a predicted model, not a curated record
UGUAGAAAUUAAACCAAAACAAAUCUGAAUCCAAUGCCACAAUUCUCAUCCCACUUGACUCACCCACUAAUCUCUCGCAUUAUUUUGUCAUUUCUCCUCAUCCAAUUUUCUCAUCCCCUCCCGCUCAGAUUUUUUCUCCAUUGUCCAAUUUUGAUUCGGCAGCGCAGUUGCACCAAUUGAUUGCACGUUGAAAAUUGAAGGUGAUAAGAAGACGAUUGAUCAGAAAAUUGGGGGUGAUUCGCGAUCAAUUAGGGCACGUUAAUUCAAAAGAGUUGGGGAUUUCCACAAAUCGGAAUAGUGUUUGGAUGGGGAACAAUUGCGCAGGGCCAACUACAGGGAAGAAUCCUGGAUUCUUCCAAUCCAUGACCGCCGCCGUGUGGAAGCCGAAGGAGACCCCUCCGCCUCCGGAUCAGGACUCCGGUGGCAACACCAAAAACAAGGAGAACUCCGACGUCCACAACACCCUACCAACACCGACCAAUACCACCCCCGAGGAGGAGCCUAAGAAAUCGGAUCCUCUGCCAUCGCCCAAGGUAGAGACGACCACCAACGAUAAGCCGGCCGAUGCAGCAAAACAGAACAAGCCUGCAUACGCAAAGACAGUGUCAUGUGCAGGACUACAGGUGGAGUCAGUUCUACAGCGGAAAACGGAGAAUAUGAAGGAGAAGUUUACUAUGGGGAGGAAGCUAGGACAAGGCCAGUUUGGGACGACAUUCCUGUGCGUGGAGAAGGGGACGAACAAGGAGUUUGCUUGCAAAACAAUAGCUAAGAGGAAGCUGACAACGCCCGAGGAUGUGGAGGAUGUCAGGACGGAAAUUCAGAUCAUGCACCACUUGGCAGGGCAUCCGAACAUGAUUUCUAUUGUGGGGGCUUUUGAGGAUGCUGUGGCAGUGCAUGUUAUGAUGGAGCUUUGCGCAGGUGGAGAGCUUUUCGAUAGGAUCAUCCAAAGGGGGCAUUACACUGAGAGGAAGGCGGCCGAGCUGUCUAGGAUAAUAGUUGGUGUUGUGCAAGCCUGCCAUUCCCUAGGAGUUAUGCAUAGAGACUUGAAACCUGAGAAUUUCCUAUUUGUUAAUCAGCAGGAGGAGUCGCUGCUUAAGACCAUUGAUUUUGGCCUCUCUGCUUUCUUCAAGCCAGGAGACACAUUCAAUGAUGUUGUUGGAAGCCCUUACUAUGUGGCCCCAGAGGUACUAAAGAAGCAUUAUAGCCAAGAAUGUGAUGUUUGGAGUGCGGGAGUUAUUAUCUACAUAUUGUUAUGUGGAGUUCCACCAUUUUGGGAUGAAUCGGAACAAGGAAUUUUCGAGCAGGUUUUGAAAGGCGAACUUGACUUUGUUUCGGAACCCUGGCCUAGUAUAUCCGAAAGUGCAAAGGAUCUCGUUCGGAAAAUGCUUGUACAAGACCCUAAGAAGCGGCUAACAGCUCACCAAGUUCUUUGCCAUCCAUGGGUACAAGUUGAUGGUGUUGCUCCAGAUAAGCCUCUUGAUUCAGCUGUUCUAAGUCGACUGAAGCAAUUCUCUGCGAUGAACAAAAUCAAAAAGAUUGCAAUUAGAGUUAUCGCCGAGAGCCUAUCUGAGGAGGAAAUCGCAGGAUUAAAGGAAAUGUUUAAAAUGAUCGAUGUAGACAAUAGUGGGCACAUCACACUUGAAGAACUCAAGAAAGGGCUAUCUAGAGUUGGGGCCAACCUCAAAGACUCGGAAAUAGAGAACCUAAUGCAAGCUGCUGAUUUCGACAACAGUGGCACCAUAGACUACCGGGAAUUUGUAGCAGCAAUGUUGCACCUAAACAAAGUGCAGAAAGAGGAUCACAUACACGCAGCCUUUUCGUAUUUUGACAAAGAUGGCAGCGGCUACAUCACAAGGGACGAGCUCCAGCAGGUCUGCGAGCAAUUUGGAAUAGAAGACGUCCACUUGGAUGACAUCAUCCGUGAAGCCGACAAAGACAACGAUGGCCGCAUUGAUUACAGCGAGUUCGUGUCAAUGAUGCAGGACAGUAGUUUGGGGGGCAAGGUAGUACAGAGUAGCAUAAGCAUGGGAAUGAAGAGUUCUUAGAAAAAAAACUUUUUAUUUUUCUUUUUAGUUUGUGUAAAUUUAUGUGUAGAUGCAAGAAAAGAAGUUGGAUGAAUAGAGAAUAGUGAUGAGUUGUGUGCCCUUCUUUAGAUUUUUAGGUUGAUUUUUGUUAGGUUGUUUUGCGAUUCUUGAAUUGAAAUUGUUGUCUAUAUAGUCCACAGUGUAUAAAUAUUUGGUUAAUUGGAAAAUGAUUUAAAAAAUAAUAGUAUAUUCACUA